Molecule: messenger RNA, 723 nt
Organism: Daldinia loculata
Lineage: Eukaryota; Fungi; Ascomycota; Sordariomycetes; Xylariales; Hypoxylaceae
Exons: 1
Coding region: 146-619 (157 amino acids)
Source: RefSeq, a predicted model, not a curated record
GCAAGCUUCGUUGAUACUAUCUUUUAAGCCCUGCCGAGCCCGUGCUGUGACCGGAUUGUCAAGCUGAUCUUAUGCCGUUCCUCCCCACGAGCCCUGACAACGCACACGCUGCAACGCUUCUCCGUGCGUCUGUCAUUCUUUUCGGAUGACAGCCUCUCUCUUGCCCCAAAAUGUUUUGAUCUAUCUAGACCAUGCUGCAGAUUGUCAGAUCUAUCUAUCCGCGAGGGUAAUGUUUGGGCUGACCUAUUCGGGAACAGCGGGCAAUAGAGCAUUGAUCAAGACCUGCAACAAGGAGGUCUUCGGUAGACAAGUUGCCGUGCUCGACAGACGAACAAUCCCGUGCACCCGCAGUAGCGUCUUGAUGUUUAUGUGUUUAUUUUGUAUAUUCAUCUUUGCUUAUACGGAUGAUCCUAGUGUAUGGGUAGUAGAGCCAGCCGGUCAAGACUAUGUAAAUGAUGUCCUAAAAGAGUUCUCACGUGUUCGUUCAUGGGGUUCCGUAGGCGGUCUACGGGGUUUAAAGCGGUCAUGGAUUCUAUCUAGCUUGAUCGAUAUCAAUAGUAAUAGGAUCUAUUGGUUGCAAAUCAGACCACAACCGCCCGUAUCUGCUAGGUCGUCAUAGGAUACUAAAAGUAGGAUGCUGAGAUGAGCCUUACCUGUGGGAUGGGAAUAGGUAUCCGAGAAGAGGGUCUUCGCAUGUCAAGCUCCGUAUGUAGACGGUAGGCC